Molecule: messenger RNA, 1222 nt
Organism: Cladocopium goreaui
Lineage: Eukaryota; Dinophyceae; Suessiales; Symbiodiniaceae
Source: the annotation of a GenBank genome assembly
UGUGUCCUGAACAUCUUUGAAAAUUGUUUCACAAAGUGCCAUGGCAGUGGAAACAAAUGGCCUCAUUCCAGGCCUCCGGGAACCAUCGAAGAGGAAAGGUUUGCGUGCUCGGGAGCUGGACUUCCAUUCCUCCACCCAGCGAGCACCUCUUCCAGAGUACAAACCAAUGUUUGAUGAACAUUUGCAGCACCUCUGGGUGAAUCCGCGCAUUAGGCAUGUGAUGCAGACGGCUGGCUUUCUGGAUAACGAUGGCAAGCCAGUUGAUGUGGACGCCCAUCGGCGGAAGCUCUUUGUUAUAGAACAGGAGCUGGCUCAAGCAGAUGCUGUGGAAAGACACCGAGCCAGGGAGAAGGAACGAAAGAGAGAGGAAAUGAUCAUCCUUGCGAAACGCCAUGAAGUGCAUCAGCAUCGGAUUCAUGCAGUGCAGGCAAUUCGAGAGGGCCGGCGGAAGCGGCGCGAAGCGCAGGUUGAGCUUUCCAAGAGCACUGGCAGCCUACCAGUGGGACUGGGAGCUGUCGUGGUUGCAGCCACCCAGGGUACAUAAAUUCUGGGCAAUGCUGAUCCUUGUGACUGCCCCUGAGUCAACGUUGUGAUUCCAAUCUAUCGGUUGCAAUGCAAAGAUGCAUAGAGGAACAUGAUGUCUGUACAUGUAUGUGACUAGAAAACAUUUCAGAUUUUUGGACGGAGACUGCAUUGACGUUGUCAAUGUGACGGGUGUGUACAGGUGUCUACAGCGCUUGAUGCACUUUGUACCUUUGAUGAUUGACAAGUCGAGCAUCCCGUGAGAUUGUUGGUUUUCGUUGAGACCAUCCAGGACCAUCCAAUUAGCCAAAGUCCCAAAGUAGAUGUCAUUUCAACAGUUGUCAUUUUGGCAGUCCAUAUCUGGGGUGGAGGCAAUCACUUCUGGCCACUCUUCUCCAUAAUGGCCAGACACUGCUUCCCUAAGAAGACUGCUGAGGUUGAGCCGGCAUUCCUUUCAACUGCCAUUUUUCACACAAUGAAGGGAUACUCAAUCAAAUACAGAAGGAGACAUCAAACAACCUCUGCUUCAGCUCUUGUCAUCGUGAGGCAAUCAUUCUUGGAGGAUCUUACUGACUUUCUGUGUAUUUGCAGCUGAAGAGCUUUGUUUCCCUUCAAAGUUUCUGGGUGCAAAAGGACCUUGAAAAGGAUUCCUUUUCCUGGACUGAGACUGCCGCAGCGAAAAGUCGCCAUCCAAAGCAUC